Auanema sp. JU1783 is the source of this 654-nucleotide messenger RNA. The record is from the annotation of a GenBank genome assembly. NCBI's taxonomy places the organism in Eukaryota, Metazoa, Nematoda, Chromadorea, Rhabditida, Rhabditidae.
AUGGCUGAACUGCCUCAUAUUGGAAAACAUUGCGGAGCGUCUUUGUGCCAUCGCUUAGAUUUUUUGCCUGUCAGAUGUGAUGCUUGCUCUGGAACUUAUUGUAUCGAUCAUUUCACUUAUGAUGGACAUGGUUGCUCACAAGGAUACCAAAAGAAUGUACAAGUACCUGUAUGCCCUUUGUGUGAUAAGCCUGUUCCUACCCCGAAGGGAGUUCAGCCAGAUUUUCAAGUUAACGAACAUAUACAAAAUAACUGUGAGAAAAUUGCCAAGCCUAAAAUCUUUACCAAUAAAUGCUCAUCGAAAGGUUGUAAAAAGCGUGAACUUGUUCCUGUUACGUGUCCCAAAUGCAAAUUAAACUUCUGUCUAGCUCAUCGACAUGAGAAGGAUCACGAGUGUGGCUCAGUUUCUUCGAUUUCAUCUCCAGGAAUGGCCGCAAUGAAGAGAAAUGCAAAGUCAUGUUCUACCGAAGCUCGAGAAAAACAAAUGUCAUUAGACGAACAACUUGCUAGAUCUCUUGCAAACAUGGGUAAUAACUCAUCAGGAAUGGACCAGGAUAGACAAGUUGCAGAAAGAAUGCAAUGGGAGGAAUACGAACGAAACAGAAAUAGAAGCCGGCCCAGUCAAACAGUCAGUGAACGGUGCUGUAUAAACUAA